Styela clava is the source of this 3267-nucleotide messenger RNA. Lineage: Eukaryota; Metazoa; Chordata; Ascidiacea; Stolidobranchia; Styelidae. The record is from RefSeq and is a predicted model, not a curated record.
AGGAACUAUUUUAAAAUUAUCCUAAAGAUAAUUGUUAGGGACAUUCCGAAUCCACAGAGAUGGCUGAAAAUGUUAAAGUUGCUGUCCGUGUGCGGCCAUUCAAUAAGCGAGAAAAAGACAGAAAUGCAACAGUGGUUGUCAAAAUGGAUGGUAGCACGACGACGCUAACCAAUCCAGACAAGCCAAAUGACAAACCCAAGAAAUUCACUUUCGAUUACAGCUACUGGUCCCAUGAUGGUUAUAAAGAGAGAGCGGAUGGUUAUUUGGAAAAAGACAAAGCGUCGAGUAAAUACUGCGAUCAGAAUCGCGUUUUCGACGAUCUUGGACAAGGAAUAUUGAACAAUGCAUGGGAAGGAUACAAUUCAACGUUAUUUGCUUACGGUCAGACGGGAUCAGGAAAAUCGUACAGUAUCGUGGGUUACGGAAUUAACAAAGGUGUUGUUCCUGUAUUGGCGGACCGAUUAUUCACACAAAUUGGGGAAAAGUCGAAUGGUGCAGACGGACAAUUUGAGGUAACGUUCAGCAUGCUGGAAAUUUACAGUGAACAAGUUCGGGAUUUGUUGAAUCCAAAAACACUCAAAUUAAAGGGUGGAUUGAAAGUUCGAGAAAAUCCAACUCGAGGAUUUUACGUUGAAGGUUUGGAAACGGUAGCGGUUGCAAGCUAUGAGAAUAUAGAAUCAAGAAUGUCAGAAGGUACAAAGAAUAGAACUGUUGCGGCGACUAACAUGAAUGCGACCAGCAGUCGAGCUCACACUAUUGUUGGGAUUACAUUUGUACAGAAGACUAAAAAUGAUUCAGGUGAAGAGAUGUCAAAGACGUCCGUCAUUAAUCUGGUGGAUCUUGCAGGAAGUGAACGUGCACGCAGUACUGGAGCAACCGGGGAGCGCUUGAAAGAAGGAGCAAUGAUUAAUCAGUCAUUAUCUUCGCUGGGAAAUGUUAUUUCAGCUCUUGCUGACAGAUCUGGCGGAAAGAAGGUCCGCGUUCCUUACCGUGACUCGGCAUUGACGAAGCUCUUGAAGAAUGCUUUGGGCGGUAACUCCAAAACAGUGAUGGUCGCUGCCAUCAGCCCAGCUGACAUCAAUUAUGAUGAAACUCUAUCAACGCUGAGGUAUGCAGAUCGCGCAAAACAAAUCAAAACAGUUGCGAAAGUGAACGAAGAUCCAACAGCUAAACUCAUUCGAGAGUUGCAGGAAGAAAACAAAAAGCUGAAAGAGUUGAUUGAAAAGGGUGGAGCUGCUGCAGUUGCCGCUACCGUUGAUGGUGAUUCCGAAGAAUUGACUGAAGCCGAGAAAGAACAAAUUAAACGUGAAUAUGAAGAACUUAUGCAAGCUGCAAUGUCAGAAAACGAAAGAAAAAUGAAAGAUAUGGAACAAUCUUGGCAAGAAAAAUUGGAACUGGCAGCGAAAGAGCAUGAUUCAACUGCUCGGAAAGAAUUAGAAGCAAAGAUGGAGACUACGCCUCAUAUUUAUAAUCUGAAUGCCGAUCCACAAAUGUGUAAAGUGCUUGUUCACAUCUUGGAGAAAGGACAAGAAUACAUGAUAGGAAAACCUGCUGAUAAUACCAAGAUUCCCUUGCAAGGAGCUGGUAUCAUGGAUCAACAUGCGAUAAUUCGAGGUGAUGGUGGAAACAUAUUUCUUAAAAUUAUCGAUCCUGAAGCAAAAGUCAGAUUCAAUGGAGAGUUAUUAUUGGAAGGAGAUGAAAUGCAACUCAGACAAAAUGACAGAAUCUUGUUUGGAACAUCCCACUUAUAUGUCUACUGUGAUCCCGUCCAAUACAAAGCAGCUCCUCAAAACUAUCCAGAAGUUUCAUACGAGAUGGCACAAGAUGAAAUAUCAGCAUGUAUUGGACUGAGUUCAGCAGCUGAGAAAUCAAAAGCUGAGGCAGAAAUUCGUGAACAGUUGGCUGAACUUCGACCUGCUGUCGACGAGGCGAAUUCAAUCAGUGAAGAACUUGAUCAGAAAGUUAAAUUUGAUGUUCUCGUUGUUCCACCUCAUUAUAGAGGUAUCGAUACUGGAAUGACUGAGAUUAUGGUAAGAAUGAAACACUUGGAAAAUGGAAUGUCUUGGGUUUGGAGCAGAGAAAAAUUUAUCAACAGAAAAUAUAUUAUGCAAGAAAUGUAUGAAGAACAUGAAGAAGGUCAAGCCACAGCGCAUGAAGAAAAUCCCUUCACAGAAGAUGCAAACACAGAUAUAUUGAUUGGAUCAGCUGCUGUGUCUCCGCAGUGUCUUGCAUAUAUGAUAGACAUGUCUCAACAAUUUCCUCUACUCGGUUACGCAGGAGAUAGUGUUGGCGUCAUCAAUGGAAGCCUGGUUCCAUGUGACUCAAAAGGUAAGGAAAUCACGGAUGAUGAUAAUGCAGAAUUUAUUGAUGACCCGAAAGAAUUAAUCGGAAGAAAAUACAAAGUAAAAGUUAAGAUUGAUAAUGCUCGCGGAUUGCCAAAACGUUUCAAGGAUGUUUACGUGAAAUACGAUAUGUUCCUGGAGACAGAUAACAAAACAAAAGUUAUUAAUGGGACGGCAAACCCGGAUUUUAAUUACUCUGGCACCCAUCAGUUCAAUCCAGCUACUUCCGAACUUGUUAACUGGUUGAAAACCGGAAACCUUAUUCUUCAAGUUCGUGGCAAACAACAACCCGAGGUAACUGGAAAUCGUCGAAAGAUGACAACAAAACAAUUGAGUAAAACUUCAUCGCUGGUUCAAGCAGCUUCUCAAAUACAGCAAAAUCAAAGCGCCUGGAAGACGGUAACCAUUGACAAACUCGCCAAAGGAGUGCUCGAGAGAAGAUGCGAUACAUUGGAACGAAAACUUCAUCAACUUCGUUUGCUGGUUAACAAGGCGGAAGAACAAAAAAUCGUCAACAUUCGAGUAACAGAUCUCAAGAAGGUGCUUGCGAUUCAACAACCAGAAGCAAUUGAUACAAUGAUCAGAAAACUAGCGAAAGAACAGGCAAAGGGAGGCGAUAAUCCACAGUCUAAGGCAUGUCAUCUUAUGUGAGAAGGAAAUUCUAAUGUUAGAUUUAGUUUGAGCUUACUCUUGAAUCCUUUUUGCACUAAUUUUGUUUAUAUAAGCGAACUUCAAUUUUGUUAUUCACUGUACUGUGUUGCACUGUUAACAUGACGGCUUGAGCAUUUGCGCGAUCACUGUAUUGCAUUCGAAUAAUUACAUAUACACAUAUCAGCUUUAAGUACAAAAGAAUUUUUUAAAGCGAAUUUGGUAUUUGAUGCGAUGCUGGUAAUUUGUACCAUUCGUCGUGCCUGACUAGUUAACC